CAGUCAUAAUGACAAAGCUCAAUGGCCAAGUCAAAAAUUCCCUAAACAUCACCACUCCUGGAGUACAGAUAUGGAGGAUAGAGGCCAUGCAGAUGGUGCCUGUCCCCAGCAACACCUAUGGAAAUUUCUUUGAUGGUGACUGCUACAUUGUCCUGGCUAUCCAUAAGACAGGGAAUACUCUCUCUUAUGACAUUCAUUACUGGUUGGGCAAGGAUUCAUCCCAAGAUGAGCAGGGUGCAGCUGCCAUCUACACCACCCAGAUGGAUGACUUUCUUAAGGGCCGGGCUGUCCAGCAUAGAGAAGUCCAAGGCUAUGAGAGUGAUACGUUCAGGGCCUACUUCAAGCAAGGACUUGUGAUCCGGAAAGGGGGGGUGGCAUCUGGAAUGAAACAAGUGAAAACCAACUCAUAUGAUAUUCAACGUCUGCUACAUGUCAAGGGCAAGAGGAAUGUGGUGGCUGGAGAGGUGGAAAUGUCAUGGAAGAGUUUCAACCGAGGGGAUGUUUUCAUUUUGGACUUGGGCAAGCUCAUCAUACAGUGGAAUGGCCCUGAGAGCAACCGAAUGGAGAGAAUCAAGGGGAUGAACCUGGCCAAGGAGAUCCGGGACCAGGAACGGGGUGGCCGGGCCUAUGUGGGAGUGGUGGAUGGCGAUCACGAAGCCGACUCGCCUGAGUUAAUGGAAGUGAUGAAGCAUAUACUUGGCCAGAGAAAAGAACUGAAGGCAGCCAUCCCUGACAAUGUGGUAGAACCUGCUCUCAAGGCUGCCCUGAAACUUUACCAUGUUUCUGAUGCAGAGGGCAAACUGGUGGUAAGAGAAGUGGCCACUCAUCCUCUCACUCAGGAUCUACUGAACCACGAGGACUGUUAUAUUCUAGACCAAGGAGGUCUGAAGAUCUAUGUGUGGAAGGGAAAGGAUGCAAAUUCUGAGGAGAGGAAAGGAGCCAUGAAUCAAGCUCUGGAAUUCAUCAAGGCCAAAAAAUACCCACCCAGCACUCAGGUGGAGAUACAGAAUGAUGGUGCCGAGUCGGCUGUCUUCCAACAACUUUUCCAGAAGUGGAUAAUCCCCAACCGAACCUCUGGCCUUGGCAAAACCCACACUGUGGGCUCUGUGGCCAAAGUGGAACAGGUGAAGUUUGACGCAGAAUCCUUGCAUGUCAGGCCUGAGAUGGCUGCAAAGCAGAAUAUGGUGGAUGAUGGAAGCGGGGAGGUUGAGGUGUGGAGGAUUGAGAACCUGGAGCUGGUGCCCGUCGAAUCCCGGUGGCUGGGACACUUUUAUGGUGGGGAUUGUUACCUGCUGCUCUACACCUACUUAAUCAAUGAGAAGAAGAACUACAUAAUCUACAUAUGGCAGGGCCGCUCUGCUACUCAGGAUGAGAUUACAGCCUCAGCAUAUCAAGCAGUCACCUUGGACCAGAAGUACAAUGAUGAGCCUGUCCAGAUUCGGGUGCCAAUGGGCAAGGAACCGCCUCAUUUCAUGGCCAUCUUCAAAGGACGCAUGGUGGUCUACCAGGGGGGCACCUCCCGGGCAGGAAACAACGAGCCUGUGCCCUCUACCAGGUUGUUCCAAGUUCAAGGAACAAACGAUAAGAACACGAAAGCCUUUGAGGUCCCUGCCAGGGCCAGUUCACUCAACUCUAAUGAUGUCUUCAUCCUUAAGACACAAUCUUGUUGCUACCUGUGGUAUGGCAAGGGCUGUAGUGGGGACGAGCGGGAGAUGGCGAAGUCGGUGUCGGAUAUCAUCUCUCGAACGGAGAAGUUGGUGGUGGUGGAAGGGCAAGAACCAGCAAACUUUUGGAUUGCCCUGGGCGGAAAGGCACCCUAUGCUAACAACAAGAGACUCCAGGAGGAAAAUCUUUCCAUUGUGCCACGACUCUUUGAGUGCUCCAAUCAGACAGGUCGCUUCCUGGCUACAGAAAUUCCAGAUUUUAAUCAAGAUGAUCUGGAAGAAGAUGAUGUGUUUCUCCUAGAUGUCUGGGACCAGGUUUUCUUCUGGAUUGGGAUGUAUGCCAACGAGGCAGAGAAAAAUGCUGCAGCGGUGAUGGUGCAGGAAUACCUGAAGACACACCCCAGUGGGCGAGAUCUGGAGACACCCAUUGUGGUGGUGAAGCAAGGACAUGAGCCUCCCAUCUUCACUGGGUGGUUCAUGGCUUGGGAUCCUUUCAAAUGGGAUAACAUGGUAUCUUAUGAGGACAUGAAGGCAGAACUGGGAAACAACAGCCACUUGAGCCAGAUCACAGCUGAGAUAACUAAUCCUAAACCAGAUGUGUUCAACGCUAACACUAAUCUUAGUCCUGGACCUCUGCCUACUUUCCCACUGGACAUGCUUAUGAACAAAUCUGCAGAAGAACUACCUGAGGGUGUGGAUCCUAGUAGAAAGGAGGAACAUUUGUCUGGGGAAGAUUUCACUCGGGUCUUUGGGAUGAGUCCAGCUGCCUUCUCUGCAUUGCCAAGAUGGAAACAACAGAGUCUGAAGAAGGAGAAAGGGCUGUUUUGAAGAAAAGGGUAUCUGCAAAGUUCCUGUCUUCCUCAAGGUGGCUUUGCCAAGUUUCAUUUCCUAUCCUUACUAUGCCAAAUAAAGUGAAAUUACUUUUAGAGUACUGAAAGGGAGAGAGUAAUGUCUCCUCUCUUCAGUUACCUACCAACCACUUCCUUCCAAAAGGAUCUGCCUCAGGGAAAUGGUGGUCUCAUUUCUGAGCUCUACAGAGGGAAGACCUGGCAGUAGUUAGAUUGACCUACCCUACCACUGCUUUUAAUUAUCUUGUUAUAGAAAAUAAAAGUGGCCACUCCAGACAACACUUAAAUUUUAAGGAGGGUUCCCCAUAGGGUCUCAAAAUCAUAGCUUGUCUGAUCUCAACAGUAGGUGGGUUGAGCAUUUUCCAGAUUUAUAAUUUUCACUUUAAUUUUUCUUUCCUCAAUGGCUGGAUCUAAUACAUUCUUGAUGUGCUCUUUUGGGGCAAACACCUUUUUAACCCAGUCUCAAUGAACUUGAAUGAAAAUGAACUUAGCCCCUCUGCUAUACAACCUACACUAUUUUUCUCUAAAUGUAAGGAAUGUAUGAUGAUGCUAUUCUGGGCUUUGGGGUAGAAGGACCACAGCAUUUUUCUCCAAAUUUGGACCACCAUCUGGAAUCCAGAACCUUAUGAAAGUCAUAAAAUUUUAAAUAUCAUUUCUUCUCUAAUAAUAUUUCAAUUGAGUAAAGUAAAACAGGAAGAAAUUGACCCUGUACUAGCAAGGAGCUUAAACUAUCAACUUUUCAAUAAUCUGGCACCCAUAAAACUAAAAAUGUAAGCUAAGAGUAGGAACUAUUUUUUCUCUCUUUAUCCCCAGUGCCCACCACAGCACCUGGCACAAAGCAGAACUUUAAAAUAUUUGUUGAAUUAAGUUGAAGCUCAGUGGUGACCAAAAUGACAGUUACUUUGCCCCUUUUCUUCUAAGAAACACAUUAUAGGAAACCUCUCCAGAAAACUAAAAAAUGUUGUCUCCACAGAUGUGCCAACUGUUUUUUAAGCGUCUAACAGAAUGUUGUCCUUUCCAGAAAUAAAAGUCAAACCAAUAGAGGGUUAAUAAAGAGGCUUUAAUUUCACAAAAAAAAAA
This is a messenger RNA of Monodelphis domestica (gray short-tailed opossum), 3592 nucleotides long. It is a transcript of the gene VIL1, whose product is annotated as villin 1. Gene Ontology annotation, biological process: actin filament severing; barbed-end actin filament capping; actin polymerization or depolymerization. Lineage: Eukaryota; Metazoa; Chordata; Mammalia; Didelphimorphia; Didelphidae. Gene Ontology annotation, cellular component: lamellipodium; actin cytoskeleton; cytoplasm. Gene Ontology annotation, molecular function: phosphatidylinositol-4,5-bisphosphate binding; actin filament binding. The record is from RefSeq and is a predicted model, not a curated record.